This is a messenger RNA of Vespula pensylvanica (western yellowjacket), 800 nucleotides long. RefSeq names its product transcription initiation factor TFIID subunit 12 (gene Taf12). NCBI's taxonomy places the organism in Eukaryota, Metazoa, Arthropoda, Insecta, Hymenoptera, Vespidae. The transcript is spliced from 3 exons. The record is from RefSeq and is a predicted model, not a curated record. Gene Ontology annotation, molecular function: TBP-class protein binding; DNA binding; protein heterodimerization activity. Gene Ontology annotation, cellular component: transcription factor TFIID complex; SAGA complex; SLIK (SAGA-like) complex. The coding region runs from base 110 to 679 and encodes 189 amino acids. Gene Ontology annotation, biological process: RNA polymerase II preinitiation complex assembly; DNA-templated transcription initiation.
AUAUAAACUUGUCAAAAUAGCGGUAAAGAGUUGUUUAUGUUAAGUGUAAGAAGGGCUUGUGUGUCCAUUUUCGACGAUAGAUGAAAGAAAUUAUUUUAUUCGCGAGAAUAUGUCACAACAAACAGCUGUUGUACAAACUAGUACAGGAUCUGAAAUAACACCUGCACUUGGAAAUUUACAAUCUGUUGGACCUACUAACCAAACGUUACCAGUUAUAUCUGCCAUGCAAAGUAAUAACUCAGUACCCAUUUUACAACCACAAACACAAAAUCAACAAUCUCAGUAUACGUCUCAAACAUCAAAACAGCAAACAGCGCAACAUUCAUCUGUAUCAAGUUCUUGUAAUGACUUCCCACAAUUUCUUACUAAAACGCGAUUACAAGAUUUAGUAAAAGAAGUAGACCCAACAGAACAGUUAGAUGAAGAAGUAGAAGAAAUGCUUCUACAAUUAGCAGAUGAUUUUGUUGAGACAACCGUAAAUGCAGCAUGUCUUCUAGCUAAGCAUCGUCAUGCAAAUACAGUAGAAGUAAAGGAUGUACAACUACAUUUAGAAAGGAAUUGGAAUAUGUGGAUACCUGGUUUUGGUACCGAUGAGGUUCGUCCAUAUAAGAGAGCAACUGUAACAGAAGCACAUAAACAAAGACUGGCGCUAAUAAGAAAAUCCAUUAAAAAAUAUUAAGUUUCUUAUGGUUCCUAAAUGUAAAAAAGAUUAUAGUAGCUUACUUUCAAUCAAAAAUUUUAUACUUGUAUACAAUCAUGUGUUGGCAUAUGAAUUGUUAAUAUAUGAUCCAUUAUAUUAA